UCGUUCGGGAACGGACGUGGCUGUUCCAAGCUCUCCCUGCCAGUCAGUUCGUACCGCCGGCGGUGACACCCUACCAAGUAUGAGCACCGAGUAACGCGACUGUUACUGUGAAAUGGAUACGUCACCAAAAGCGAGUUUAACAUUUGCUACUAGUAUCAUCAGCCGAUGAUGUGCUGCAGCAGCAGCAGUGGCUCGCUGUCCCGUCUCAGCAUCACGGUGGGUCUACUCUCCUUGGUUACACUGGUCACAGCGUUUGUCAGCAACGUGUGGGUAUUCACACGUGAGCCUGUCACUCUCCCCAACACCCACUCCUCGACCACCAUCACCUUCAAGAUUGGAUUCUGGAGAGCCUGCCCCUCCGUUAAGAAAGUCAACAUUACUGGGCACAUGCCGUCACCCGCCUGCCAGCUGAUCAAGUACUCUCCAUGGGAUGAGAUUUACAGCUCAGACUUGGGUGUUCUCUGGGCACCGCUAGAGUUUACCCCUGCUUUUGUCUCUAAAAUGAGGUUCUCAAUGCCGUUCGCCGCCAUGUCACUGGUGCUGACCUUGGUUGCUUCCAUGUUCGCGCUGAUGGGCCACUGUAACUCUGACCACAAAACUCUGGUUGCAUGCGGCCUUUACACAUUGGCAGGACUUACCUUGGCCAGCGGUCUGGUGGUGUUCGUGUCGGUGCUGAGUGACGCCUACACAGAGCGACCCCCAAGGCCCGCCCCCAGCCCGUACCACUACCACUACGGUUGGUCCUUCUUCACGGCGGGAGUAGCAUUCGUGCUGUCCGAGGUGGCUGCACUGCUUGCGAUGACAGCGUAUCUGAAGCGGUUUCCCACAGUGGAAGACAUGGUUAGGACCAUGGUACCCGGUGCCGACCGUCGGCUCCAGGAGAGACAACUGUGCAAGGAGUUCCUGGUGAAGAGGGCCAACAACCCAGACAUGCUGAGGAAGUCGGAGUCGGACCCUAACGAGCAGGAAGGCUGUGACGGUCCUCUUCUCACCAACAAGACACCGCCGGACAUUUGCUCCACAAACAUUCUGGCCGAGGAGAAGAACUUCCACCUCGCGGCCACUACAGUCCCUAUCACCCUCAUGCACAAGAGGCCACCAAACAGUGCCUAUCCCGGGCAGCCGAUCACGUUCCAGUUCCCGACCUCCAACUUCCCGCGGUACGCUACCAUCGGUAGCUGCACCAUUGUUCACCAAGGGGUCCUCGGAGUUUCCGAAGGCACCGGAACUUCCUCCUCCUCUGGGUCCUCCGCAUCCUCGGCCGGAAUGGUGACCUCCUCUGGAAGUUCUGUGUGCAGUAGGAAUUUCCAAUCCUUACCCAGGACAAGGAAACACUCCACCCCAUCCACACUGAAUACGAAACGGAGUGGCUCUCCAUCCAGCCUCAGCCAGGGUUACUGUUCCGGCGGCACCUCUGGCCAACCUAUCAUCAUUCAUUCCGAUGAGGAGAUCGUGUAAUGUGUCUCUAUCACUACAGAUGUGACAAUUAAGUGUAUCUACAGGGAAAAGUUGUUAAGAGACAAUCAAGUGUUAUUGCUGUGAAUACAUUAAAAGUUUGUUACAUUAACCGAUGGAAGUGUAACAAAAUAUUGGGGUUGAACAUGAAUCUAUAUUAUUGAAUUUAAUAGUAAUUGUAUUUAAAUUUGUAAGCAAGAAUUGUUAUUUGCUAUGUGUUUGAUGGGUAAUUUGUAUUAAAAUAUGUUUUAUAAAUUGCA
Homalodisca vitripennis (glassy-winged sharpshooter) is the source of this 1715-nucleotide messenger RNA. RefSeq lists its product as uncharacterized. Gene Ontology annotation, molecular function: voltage-gated calcium channel activity; channel regulator activity. The transcript is spliced from 5 exons. The record is from RefSeq and is a predicted model, not a curated record. NCBI's taxonomy places the organism in Eukaryota, Metazoa, Arthropoda, Insecta, Hemiptera, Cicadellidae. Gene Ontology annotation, biological process: calcium ion transport; positive regulation of synaptic transmission, glutamatergic; neurotransmitter receptor internalization. Bases 166 to 1458 code for a protein of 430 amino acids. Gene Ontology annotation, cellular component: postsynaptic density membrane; AMPA glutamate receptor complex.